Colletotrichum spaethianum is the source of this 1263-nucleotide messenger RNA. RefSeq names its product putative J domain-containing protein. The record is from RefSeq and is a predicted model, not a curated record. The coding region runs from base 1 to 1263 and encodes 420 amino acids. Lineage: Eukaryota; Fungi; Ascomycota; Sordariomycetes; Glomerellales; Glomerellaceae. Gene Ontology annotation, cellular component: endomembrane system. The transcript is spliced from 3 exons.
AUGAAGUUCAGCAGCAUUCUGUCCGUCGGCCUGUUGGUCAUGUCGCCCCUGGCUGCGGCCUGGAGCAAGGAAGAUCGCGAGAUUUUCCGCAUUCGCGACGAGAUCAGGGCCCACGAGUCAAACCCUGACUUGACCUUCUACGAUCUUUUGGGUGUGAAGAACAGCGCCACCAUUGACGAGAUCACCAAGGCCUACCGCAAGAUCUCUCGCACCCUCCACCCUGACAAGGUCCGCCAGCAGCUCAUCGCCGAGCGCACCAAGGCCAAGAAGAAGGCCAAGAAGGAGCCCGGCGUCACCGUGCAGAAGCCCCCUACUCAGAAGGAGAUCAAGGUUGCCGUCAAGAUCGCCUCGGAGCGUCAGGCUCGUCUGGGUCUCGUGCGCAACAUCCUCAGCGGCCCUGAUCGCGACCGUUACGACCACUUCUUGAAGAAUGGGUUCCCGGCUUGGAAGGGCACCAAUUACUAUUACAAUCGGUACCGUCCCGGCCUGGGCACCGUGCUCUUCGGCGUCUUCCUCGUGGGUGCUGGUGCUUUCCACUACAUUGCUCUGUACAUGUCUUGGAAGCGCCAGAAGGACUUUGUCGAGCGCUACAUCAAGUUCGCACGCAAUGCCGCGUGGGGUGACAACCUCAAUAUCCCCGGCAUCGAUGCGGCCCCGGCGCCUGCCCCCGCCCCGCCGGCCGACGACGAGGAGGGUCCCCAGCAGCCCAUGAACCGCAAGCAGCGCCGUAUGCAGGAGCAGGCCGCCCGCAGAGAGGCCGCCAAGGAGCGCGGAGGCCGAUCCCGUAAGAUUGCCAGCGCCGGCAGCGGCACCGCCACCCCUCGCGAGACUCCCGUUGCCCAGACUGGCCCUACCGGCUCGAAGAAGCGCGUUGUCGCUGAGAAUGGCAAGAUCCUCGUGGUCGAUUCCGUCGGCGACGUCUACCUUGAGGAGCAGGAUGAAGAGGGCAACACCGAGCAGUACCUCCUUGAUCCCAAUGAGCUACCUCAACCUACCAUCCACGAUACCGCGCUCGUCCGCCUUCCCAUCUGGGCCUACAACCGCACUGUCGGCCGCGUUCUCGGCCAGAACAACGUUGAUCUGGAGAUCGAUACUGAGGACUUGGACUCUGAUGAUGGCGAAAUCCAACAUACUCCCAGCUCCGACUCCGCCGCCGACGACUUCGAGCUCCUCGAAAAAUCAACCGAUUCCCUGGGCAAGGCCAAGGUUACUGGUGCGCACACUGGCGGCAGGUCCAACAAGCGCAAGAACAAGAAGCGUUGA